Messenger RNA from Pelmatolapia mariae (spotted tilapia), 1646 nucleotides. RefSeq names its product snRNA-activating protein complex subunit 1-like. Gene Ontology annotation, cellular component: snRNA-activating protein complex. Gene Ontology annotation, molecular function: sequence-specific DNA binding. NCBI's taxonomy places the organism in Eukaryota, Metazoa, Chordata, Actinopteri, Cichliformes, Cichlidae. The transcript has a single exon. Gene Ontology annotation, biological process: snRNA transcription by RNA polymerase II; snRNA transcription by RNA polymerase III. Bases 546 to 1646 code for a protein of 366 amino acids. The record is from RefSeq and is a predicted model, not a curated record.
GUGACUUAUAUAUCAUUUUUAACCUCAGUAGUGAAACCUCUAUUAAUAAAAAUAGUGUACAUGUACAUACGUGUACAUACCUUAAUAAAAACAAGCAGGUGAGAUGUUGGAACGCUUCUAUUUUUAUUUUAGUGGACACUCAAUACUAUAGACAGCUGCUGGGGUCUUAUUUUCAGUUCUGCCAUGUCCAGCUCACCCUCCUAUCUUUUUGCCUGUACAACUCCAUGCUGGUCCUACUCAUGCCUACCUACCUGUAUGGCAUGAGGUUCCCAUAGCACUACUUUACUCUUACAAAAUGUCAUAAUAAAGGAAAUGUUAAGUUUGUCAAAAUAAGCUGUUAUUAAGAAAAAUCCAACCUCUCAUUGUGCAAAGUCGUCCCCUGGGCUAAGCUAGAGCCCAGUAUGUUUGAUGCACCUUGGUACAUCCUGCCACUACUGGGCACUCUUGCUUGGUAAUUUGCCAUCAACGCACUACACCUGCUUUGACCACAGCUCACUUGUGGAGCAGCCAGCCUGAGUGAUUCUCUGUGGGUUUUGGAUGACACGAUGCCUCGUUUGCCGUGUGUUUACUCAGACUUCUUCUACGGCCCUCUGACUGAAGAUGUGGAGGAGCUACUGGGGCGCUUCCAGCAGAUAGACUCGGUCAGGUAUGAGGAUUUUUCAGCCCUCUGGAGGGAGAUGGGCUUCUCUGAUCUCUUCAUUGGCACCAUCAAUGCGGGUGAACUGAAGCGGUUCUGCAGGGUGACUCUGGCCACAGCUGUAAAGUACUUCCUACCUCCAUACAGCUACCAGAUCCGAGUGGGGGGCUUGUACCUGAUGUUUGGUUUCUACCACUCGCAGCUCGCUGAACCACCUGUGAUGAUCCGGCUCGCUCUGAAGGACUGGACCCACGUGCAAGCCUUCCUCAAGGAAUCUGUAGAAUCUGGCCAUCUUGAUGUAGUUUAUAUCUACAAGAAGCUUGUGGCAUCCAAAGCCAUCCACUACACGGCCAUGCCGCAUUUUCUGACCUUCCAGAAGCAGCAGAAGCCAAAGAAGGAGCAUGUGUGCCCUGAGUUUCUGAGCAGGACAACCGCGGUGCGCGAGCUCAUCAGUGCAGACACCCUGGAAGAGAUAGCCAACCUCCAGAGCCUGUACGAGAAGCUGAAGGAGACCACCAAGGAGGUGGGUUCCCAGAUCACCAUGACCCACAGAGACUUCACCUCACGCCUGAGAGACUGCAUGUCAGAGUUCAUCACCUGGCAGAACAAAACUUUCACCUCACAGCUACUCAAAGACAAGAAGGAAAGAGAUGAAGAAGAAGAGGAGGAGGAAGAAGAAGAGGAUGAAGAAGAUGAGAAGGAGUCCUGCAGCAAAAGAGCGAGGCUUCUGUCCUCCAUCAAGCAGAAGAGCUACAGCAAUGUUCAGAAGGUGCCCAAGUCCAGGAGGCACCGGCAGGGUGAGCCAGCGGACUCGUCCAGUUCGCGGCCUGAGCAGGUCCAGCGGGUCCCACAGAAAAAAAGACCACCUUCUCUCCGGGCCCGGACCUGGAAGAACCUCGGGGUGAAACAGGAGGACAGCAACCUGCCACCCUGGCUCCUGAGUGCUCCUGAGCUGGAGGACGGGGUGCCAGUGAGGAGGACCAACCAGGCGGAGCCCUACAGGAUGUGA